AUGUUGCAUGAAGCAGUCACUCCUUUUUGUUCCUCGGUUUCACUCUGUCAUUGUGCGGGAGUCAAGGCAGCAGCAGGGUCACAAAGCAGCCUUGUGACAUCACACCUGAGAGCAGAGAGCAGUGAACGUAUACAUGCUGCCUGCUUGGUUUUGCUCAGCGGGCUUUCUUCACUCUGCAGUGGUGUUGCCUACAUUCAGAGUGGGUCUUCUAUCCCCACUUCAGGUUGCUCCUCUGCUUCUUGUGUAUGUAACCGCCAGGGCAAGUGGAGCGACCCCUCGCUGCUGGAGAAGCGGCUCUCGGAAGACUCGCGCCGCCACCGGCUGCUUCAGCAGUGGGCGAGCAUGUCGAGCGCGGACGCGGCGGAGGCGGAGCCCGAGCCGUGCGAAGAGAAGGCGGCGGCGGCGGCGGCGGCGGCCGGGGAGAACCCGCUCGUGUUCCUGUGCUCGCGCUGUCGCCGGCCGCUGGGCGACUCGCUCACCUGGGUGACCAGCCAGGAGGACAGCAACUGCAUCCUCUUGCGCUGUGUUUCCUCCAACGUGUCUGUGGAUAAAGAACAGAAACUGUCCAAGUGUGAAGGCGAAGACGGCUGCAUUCUUGAGACUCUGUAUUGUACAGGCUGCUCCCUCCGCCUUGGCUAUGUGUACAGAUGCACUCCCAAGAACCUAGACUACAAGAGGGACUUGUUCUGCCUCAGCGUUGAAGCCAUUGAAAGUUACACUUUAGGGUCCUCCGAAAAGCAAAUCGUGUCGGAAGACAAGGAGCUUCUCAAUCUGGAAAGCAGAGUUGAAAUAGAGAAGUCUAUAAAGCAGAUGGAAGACGUCCUGAAGGCCUUGCAGACGAAGCUGUGGGAGGUUGAGUCAAAACUGUCCUUCGCUGGCUGCUGCCGCUAAGCUGCCCCUACCCCACCUGCCCCACCCUGUUCCUCAUGGGUGGUCGGACUCCUUCUGUGUACUUUAGGGGAAGAAGUAACUGUUCUCCGUAUGUGAAUUUUAAAGCCAGUUUAUGAUACAUGCUAGAACGAGAUUUUGUGAGUUCUUAUUUUAUUAAAAAACGGGGUGGUUUUUCUGUCCUUUUUUGUUAAAUUCAUUUUGUUAAAUGCAUUUUUCUAUUUUUUAAAAACUUUGUCACUUAAUACUUUGGAUAUUAAAGAGUGAGUAGUAAGAAAAUCUUAA
This is a messenger RNA of Peromyscus eremicus (cactus mouse), 1173 nucleotides long. RefSeq names its product MIS18 kinetochore protein A (gene Mis18a). The transcript is spliced from 7 exons. The record is from RefSeq and is a predicted model, not a curated record. Lineage: Eukaryota; Metazoa; Chordata; Mammalia; Rodentia; Cricetidae. Gene Ontology annotation, cellular component: chromatin; chromosome, centromeric region; nucleus. The coding region runs from base 1 to 891 and encodes 296 amino acids. Gene Ontology annotation, biological process: chromosome segregation; CENP-A containing chromatin assembly.